This is a messenger RNA of Coregonus clupeaformis (lake whitefish), 3149 nucleotides long. RefSeq names its product solute carrier family 35 member G1. The coding region runs from base 119 to 1339 and encodes 406 amino acids. NCBI's taxonomy places the organism in Eukaryota, Metazoa, Chordata, Actinopteri, Salmoniformes, Salmonidae. Gene Ontology annotation, cellular component: plasma membrane; endoplasmic reticulum membrane. The record is from RefSeq and is a predicted model, not a curated record. The transcript has 3 exons. Gene Ontology annotation, biological process: regulation of cytosolic calcium ion concentration; calcium ion export across plasma membrane.
UCAUUGCAUGUUAAUACAGUGGCCACCAAGGUUACAUAUUAAACCGGUGUGACACUCACUCUCAGGCAGAGAAGGGUGUAAGCUACCUCCAAGGCAUGUUCACCUGUUGCAUCUUACAAUGGGUGAUUUGACGAACGGUAAUAGCAUAGACGACCGAGGUCUAUCGGUCGUUCCUCGUAGAGAGGAGGACAUCAAAGUUGUAUUUCACAAAGUUGGCGAUGACGACGACGAUGAACACACUACUGAGAGGGUUCAUUUACAAAGUAACAGUCAUGAUGAGAGGGGUAAUGAUGAGGAUGCAAGGACUAGAACAAUGGAAAGCAGCGCGAAGCAAAUAUUAUGUCCUCUUCUGUAUUGUAGAACUGGCGGCGGCGAGGAUCCCAUCUCAACGGACGCAGAAGACACAGUUACCAAAGAGAAAAAGCAUUGUCCAGGACUGGGCCUGUUCUAUGGCCUGCUGGCUACAGUGUUCUUCUCCGUUAUAGCUCUUCUGGUGAAGACAAUAGAUGGAGUCCAUGCUGUAGAAAUCAGUGCCAUUCGCUGCUUCUUCCAGAUGCUGUUUGUGAUGCCUAUGCUUAUCUAUCACAAGACUGGCUUCCUUGGACCAAGAGACAAGCGGGUCUAUUUGGUGAUGAGAGGAUUCUUGGGUUCCAACGCCAUGAUCCUAUUGUACUAUGCAGUGCAGCAGAUGCCCCUGGCUGAUGCAACAGUCAUCAUGUUCAGCAACCCAGUGUUCACUGCCUUGCUAGCCUGGAUCUUCCUCAAAGAGAAAUGCACAAUCUGGGACUGUGUCUUCACUGUCUUCACCCUGGCCGGUGUCAUAAUGAUAGCCAGGCCCCCCUUCAUAUUUGGUGCUCGUAUAGAGGGAAUAGAGGGAGACUACACCAAUCAUCUCAAGGGGACUAUUGCAGCCUUCGGUGGAGCGAUAGGAGCAGCCUGCACUUUCGUUAUACUAAGGAAAAUGGGCAAAAGUGUCCACUACUAUCUGUCCGUGUGGUACUAUGCAGUCAUUGGUUUCAUUGAGUGUGUCAUCACUUUGUUUAUACUUGGUGAAUGGACCAUUCCAUUCUGUGGGAGAGACAGGUGGAUCCUUAUGCUGAUAGCAAUCCUGGGCAUCGCUGGCCAAACAUUCCUCACCAAAGCACUCCAGAUUGAGAAGGCCGGCCCUGUGGCCUUGAUGAGGACCGUCGACGUGGUCCUAGCCUUUAUUUUCCAGUUCAUUUUUUUCAACCGAAAGCCCACCAUGUGGAGUCUCGGUGGGGCGUGUUGUGUGGUCGUCAGCACUUGUGGUGUGGCGCUAAGGAAGUGGUACAGCAACACACACCCAAGAAAGAGCUGAGAACCACACACCACACAAAUAAAUUACUUUUUUGCUAGGAAUAAAUUAAAGGUUAUCAAUUAAUAUGAUGUUAAUGUUCAGCAGACGAGUGAAAACCAAAAAAAAACACAGAAAACCAAAGAAGCAAUAUUACAUCCAAAUGUUACUGUAAGGGUUUGAACACAAAACUGGACUUGUUUCAGUGUUCACAUCUACAUACAGUACUUAGAAAAUAGUGUUCCUCAAGGGUGCUUUGGUAAGGGUGAUAUGUCGAACCAUAAUGACUCAAAGAACCCUUAAAUGGCUCUUUGCAUUUCAGAAAAGGGUUCUUUUAUCUUUUAGUGAUAAUUAAAAUGUAGGGGCGGCGGCUCAUUCAAAUAUUUUGGGGCGUGGUUUGCGCACAGAUCUUUUUGUGCAACCGUGAGUGAAAGUGUCAUUCCAGUUGAUCUAAUCGGUUGUGUUGUGUCAUUAAAUAUGACUAUGACCAGUAACGGUGUCUUGUUAAAAAGACUCGCAUAAAGUCUUGUGUCAAUUGAGAACUGUUGACAAAAUCUAAAUUCUCUCCUCAGGGACCCCCAGCCGUUCCAGAGCUAGCACACCUGAUUCAACUUGUUAAUUAACAGUAAUAACACCGUCAUUUUAACAAUAUAAUAUAGCUAACCCCAUUAUAAAGGGUUCUAUAUAGCACGAUAAACGGUUCCGCUAUGGUUACAAGCCAAAUAACACUUAUUUGGUAGUGGCACUAUAUAGAACAUAUUUUUUGUGUUGAGGUCAUCAGCAAAGGUCAUCAGCAAAGCUUAUAUUAGCAUCUUAUUGUAUUUUAAAUGGGCUGAUAUCCUUUAUUUUAUUACACUGCUGGUCAGAAUCGGUUUGUUGUGGAAAUUUCAAAAGUGUGAUGGUGAUUUUGUAAAAAAAAAUGUAUACAAAGAUUUGCUUUGUGCAAUGUGUCACUGAGAUUGCUGGAUAGCAAUAAUAUUCUGUUGACCCAACGAGUAAGCAGCAUAAUCAGAUGAAUUCAUGCAUAUCUUACAGGUUAUCCUACCUAGUUAAAUAGUAGAAUAUGAUGGAAACUUGAUAUUUACAGUACAAAUAGCUUUAUGACGGUAUACCACAGAAAACAACUAGUUGCCUUCCAUUUAAAAUGUUUACUAGUCAUUUAGAACUAAGCACUUGAGUUUGCACAUUUUUGUUACAUGCAGUAUCAGUGAUGAUGCUUUGUAUAAGUUGUAUACUCCUAGUUCUCUCAGGGUUUCUAUGCUGUUUUAUAGGAUUUUUUCUGUAUCAAUAGCACUUUCUCAGACUGAUUGAAAGUCUUUGACUUGAAUUUGUUCUUGUUUAUCAAAUAUCUUAAUGUAGUGAAAAUGUUUCUUAACUUUUCUGUGUUCAAUAAUUUUCAGGUAGGUUUACAUAAAUUGGUUAUAACGACAGUAUGAACAAUUUAAAUGAACCAUUUCAUUCUUAAAUUUAAUUCAGAGCCUGUUUAUAUGACAUCAUACAUUGUUUAUAGAACGUGAAGUUACUUAUUUCACAAUGUGCUGUGUUCAAUUAAGGUGGACACAGUAUAUCUGAACCUUUGUGUAGUUCAUGUUUGAUUUUAUUUAACUGAUACUGAUUUGAUUGAUGAAACUGAAAAGUUGGAUACACUCGCACAAAGAAGAGCAUAAAAUAUUUUAGUUACUACCUUCAUGCCUUACUAAAUCCUUUCUCAUCUAUGUAAUUAUUAUAUUACAGUAUUUAUGACUAUUUCAGAUUUAUUAUUAGAAAUAAGGAUUAUUCUAAAUGUUGUAUAUUUGUCAUUUUUUCUUAUAAAAUACAUUGCAUACACAUUUCA